Schistosoma turkestanicum is the source of this 1788-nucleotide messenger RNA. The record is from the annotation of a GenBank genome assembly. Lineage: Eukaryota; Metazoa; Platyhelminthes; Trematoda; Strigeidida; Schistosomatidae.
GAAAAAGAUAUUUGAAUUGUAUAUUUAGCGGCAAAACAAACUUCAGAUCCAUUACUGCGUGACAAUGUUAUGAUGAUGUAUAUACAGAAAAAACAACGACGAACAAACGAUCUUGACGAAGUUAAACUUACAAAUAUAAAGAACAUUUCUGAAAAACAUGCUUAUGUAAACGUUUUAGGUGUGAUUAUUCAAAAACAUCCUGUUAAACGGUGCAACAAUAAUCUUUUGGGUUCAAGUAGUCACGCUGUAUUAGGAUUUACGAUAAGAGACAGUACGUAUGAUUGGAUCAAUGGAAGCUACUGGGGAACAUUUUCAAAUGUUAAUUCUGUGGCGUCCCAGUUCAACAUUGGCGAUUGCGUAAUUGUACUUAAUGCCAAAUUGAAGUGCAAAGAACAAGACUCUUAUGAAGAACGCUUUAUGGUCCAAACGCCUUCAAAUUAUCAUCUAGUUUUGAGGGACGGACUUGGAAGCAUUACCCAAUAUGCUUUUCCUGACAAGUUAUACAUAAGCUGUCUGAAAUCAUCAUUAGUAUGUUCGGCGGCUUACCACAUAUCUCUUCAUCAAGUAAUACAGACAAUCUACUCUAAAAAUAUGUCAGCCAACGGAAACCAAUUCAACUGGAAAAUGUAUGGCUGCCCUCCAGAAUUCACAUUUUUUGCGGUCGUUUCAGAAGUAAAGCACCCGAAAACCCUAAUUACGUCUCAAAAAAAGGUGAAAUGUGAGGAAGAAGAGGAAUCACUUAUACAAAAAAGGAGCACCAUUGCUAAAUCACAACCAAUGCAGUCAGAAUCAGUUCAAGUGGUACUCCAGCAAUGUGAAGUUAUGCUUUUUGAUGACUCGUGCAGCUGUCUCCCACUGAUCUUUUGGAAUGAAGAAUGGAUUCACAUAGCAUUAACAGCUUUUAUACCAUACUCCACUGUUUUAUCGGUUGUGAACUGUCCGGUUCGUUACGAUCGUUACCGCAAAGGUGUGGUGGCCUCUCCAAAUUCAAAAACCUUAAUCAUUAUUUCACCUGACUGUGCAGAGGCCAAUCGCUUAAGUCAACAUUCAAAACACCGAGCCCAAAGUAUAAAUAUUAUUGAAAAUGGCCAUGGUUCGUUCACUGCUGAAAAUGUGGAUGAAAGGCUAUUACAACCUUUACCAACAGGAUAUAAAGCAGUCCAACCGGAGAUUUAUAAAGUCCCUCUGACAAGUAUUCACAACGUACUAACUGUUCGAGAUCUUAAAGAAGGAAAAGUUGUUGCAGGAUAUGCUUGUAUAUUCGCCUUGUUUACGAAAAUUGAUUUGGACUGUGAGAAAUUACGAUACCUCAUAACACUGCAAUGCUCUAAUUGUCAUAGUUGUUUGAGAUCUUGUGAUCCUCCUGCAGAUUAUGAUAUGGCAGCACCUGGAAAACGAAUUGACCCGAGUGUCAAAUAUAUGUUUGCAAUGUGUAAUACUCCAGGUUGUCCCACCAAUGGACAAAGAUUGUCUUGGUUUGAUAAACAACACGUUAAUAUGGAAUACGGUACCAUUGUUCAUCUAUCAGAUCACACAGGAACAUAUUCCAGAUGUCUUUUAGCCAGUAUUGCAAUGGAAAAGCUUUUGGGUUGCAAUGUUGAAGAAUUUCUACAUUUACCAAUAGAAAAACGAGUUCGUUUGAAGUGGGAGUACUGUUUAAGAAGAUUUAAGGUUUAUUUUUGGACAGAACAAAUUAGUUAUAACAAUCCAUCUCCUCUAAUCGUUAUUAUAGGUGUUGAAAAACCUAAUGUUUUUGAAGUAAUGCAUUCAUUGAAGUUAAACAGAUAA